Messenger RNA from Quercus lobata, 1698 nucleotides. RefSeq names its product cucumisin-like. NCBI's taxonomy places the organism in Eukaryota, Viridiplantae, Streptophyta, Magnoliopsida, Fagales, Fagaceae. The record is from RefSeq and is a predicted model, not a curated record. Gene Ontology annotation, biological process: proteolysis. The transcript has 10 exons. Gene Ontology annotation, molecular function: serine-type endopeptidase activity. Bases 1 to 1698 code for a protein of 565 amino acids.
AUGGCCACGGCAGUGCUACAUAUUCUUUUGCACACAUUAUUGCUUGCAGCUCUUCUAUUGAGUUGCCAUGGCCAGGAAAGGAAGGUUCACAUUGUAUACAUGGGAGACAAGAUUCAAGGAGAUUUUUCUGCCGCAUCAUCGCACCAUUCCAUGCUAGAGAGUGUACUUGGAAGUGCUUCGACAGCAAAAGAGUCACUACUCUAUAGUUAUGGGAAGAGUUUUAAUGGAUUUGCAGCUAAAUUAACUGAUGAAGAAGUUGAAAAAUUCUCAGAAAUGGAAGGUGUGAUUUCAGUACUUCCAAACCACAGACUAAAUCUUCACACUACAAGGUCAUGGGACUUCAUGGGUUUCCCAUCCAAAGGCAAAGUUGGAAGCCCUCAAGAAGGAGAUGUCAUUAUUGGGCUUCUUGACACAGGAAUCUGGCCAGAAUCUGAUAGCUUCAACGAUGAAGGGCUCGGCUCUCCACCUAGUAAAUGGAAGGGUAAAUGCCAAGGAGCCAACUUCACCUGCAACAACAAAAUCAUUGGAGCCCGUUACUACAACAGUGAAGGAGACUAUGACAUAAUAGACAUCAAAUCCCCAAGGAAUUCCGAGGAUCAUGGAACCCAUACAUCCUCAACAGCUGCAGGGAGGGAGGUAGCUGGAGCCAGCUACUUUGGGCUAGCUGAAGGAACUGCAAGAGGUGGAGUUCCUGGUGCAAGGACUGCAAUGUACAAAGUCUGCUGGUCAUCUGGAUGUUACUCAGCAGACGUCCUAGCAGCAUUUGACGAUGCAAUAGCAGAUGGAGUUGACAUUAUUUCCGUUUCCAUUGGUUUUGGCGGGUUUUCACCAUACUUUGAAGACCCAUUGGCUAUUGGGUCUUUCCAUGCCAUGAAAAAUGGCAUCUUGACCUCAGCUUCUGCUGGAAACUCAGGACCUUUCCCAUUAUCCAUUGCUAAUCAUGCACCUUGGAUAUUAACUGUUGCUGCAAGCACCAUUGACAGAAAAUUUGUUGCUCAAGUUGUGCUUGGCAGUGGACAAGCCUUUACUGGUCUCUCCAUUAAUAGCUUCAACCUCAAUGGAACAUCAUUUCCCUUGAUUAGUGUUGAAGAUGGCCUUAAAAUUUUAAACUACAUCAGAUCAACAAAAUUUCCGAUUGCCACUAUUCUGGUUGGUGAGACAUGGAAGGAUGUCAUGGCACCUUAUGUUGUAUCAUUUUCAUCUAGGGGACCCAACCCUAUCGCCCCAGACAUUCUCAAGCCUGAUCUCACAGCCCCUGGAGUAGAUAUUCUUGCUGCUUGGUCUCCUGUGGCUCCACCUUCCGUGGACCAGGACGACACUAGGAGUGUCAAAUUCAACAUAAUUUCUGGGACAUCAAUGUCUUGCCCUCACACAAGUGGUGCAGCUAACUAUGUUAAGGCUGCCCAUCCGAACUGGUCACCUGCUGCCAUUAAAUCUGCCCUUAUGACCACAGUUUAUAUUGUGGACCCCAAGAAGCAUGAAGACCUUGAAUUUGCUUAUGGAUCCGGUCACAUCAACCCAUUGCAAGCAGUAGACCCUGGGCUCGUCUAUGAUGCAUAUGAGGCAGACUACAUAAACUUUCUGUGCAUGCAAGGCUACAAUACCACCACGUUAAGACUCGUCAACGGAGACAAGAGCAGCUUUUGCAAUACCUCAAAGCCUGGAAGAGCAUGGAACCUUCGCAUUGUUGAUCUAUAA